CGGAUAAUAUAACAUAUCUCCGUUCCGUUUCUCUCUAGUCACACUCUCUGUGUGCCUCUACUGUUCAUAGUCGACAACGAGACCGCUGCUCUUCUCUCUCUCUCUCUCUCAUUCUCUACAGCGCAUCUACAUCUAACACACAAACACUCAUUUCCCUUACUAAUUCGCACUCUUGUGUAUAUCUAUCUAUAUAUGGACCGUAUGCGAACCGACAGCCCAACCUACGCGCGCCAAUGGAGCAGCGAAUCUAGCAACCCAGGCACUGGUCCCUCAUCUCCGGCAGCAAUGUCGCCUGGGCGUCACCACCACGCUCGCUCCUCUUCUGUCUCCGGAAUAUCUUCCAUCAAAAGAAACCAGAAUUUCGCUGCUAAAGCAGCCGCUCAACGCCUCGCUCAGGUAAUGGCGUCUCAAACAGCAGAUGAUGAUGAAGAAGAUGAUCUAGGGUUUCGAUAUAGUGCACCUCCUCCUUUCUCUCUUUCAAGGAACAAUAAUCCUACUAAACCUGCUGCAGUUCCAUCUUCUACUAGAAUCAAUAAUAGAUCUUCUUCGCCUUCUUUGGCGAGGAACUUAGUAGACGAAAGUCCAUCAUCAGUUAGAUCAACAUCAACUGGACGAUCAUCAAUGUCUCUUAAAACAGCACCGCCACCGAUGCCGCCGCCUCCUAGUAAAGGAUCUCUUAGGACCGCGGUCUCUUUACCGCCGUUAGAGCCUCCUAAAAAUGGGCAAAAGGACGGCAAAAGAUUUUUGACGGAUGUUGGACUUCUAAAUUCCAAAGAUACUGGAGAUCAGCGUGAGGCUUCUGCACUUCGCGAUGAGCUUGAUAUGCUACAAGAAGAGAAUGAGAACAUGCUUCAGAAGCUCAGGCUUGAGGAAGAUAGAUGUAAGGAAGCAGAGACCAGAGUUAGAGAACUUGAAAAACAGGUUGCUGCUCUUGGGGAAGGAGUAUCUUUGGAAGCUAAAUUGCUGAGCAGAAAGGAAGCAUCACUGCGUCAAAGAGAGGCUGCCCUUAAGGAUGCAAAACAAAGGAAUGUGAUCGAUAAAGAAAUUUCAUCAAUUCGUUCUGAAGUGGAGAAUGCAAAAGAGGAGGCUACAGCUGCUGUGAGACAGCUUCAUGGAGCUGAAUCUGAACUCAAAGCUCUUCAGUUAAUGACACAGAGAAUGAUAUUGACUCAGAAAGAAAUGGAAGAAGUUGUUCUUAAGAGGUGUUGGCUUGCUCGCUAUUGGGGCUUAGCUGCAAGAUAUGGUAUCUGUCCUGAUGUUGCUUUGUCAAAGCAUGAGUACUGGUCAUCCUUAGCGCCUCUUCCCUUUGAGGUGGUUGUUUCUGCUGGACAGAAAGCCAAAGAGGAAUGUUGGGAAAAAGGUGAUGACAGCAAUGAAAAGAAAAGUAAAAUUGUGCAGGACCUGAGUGAUCUAACCGGUGAAGGAAACAUUGAGAGCAUGCUUUCAGUUGAAAUGGGCUUAAAGGAGCUUGCUUCCUUGAAGGUCGAGGAUGCUAUUGUACUUGCAUUAGCUCAACAAAGGCGUGCAAAUUCUGCUAGAGUAUCCAUCUCAGAUAUCAAAUCACCAGGUGAUCCAAAAUACAUGGAGGCAGUUGAAUUGAGUCCUGAGGAGUCUGAAGAUGUUCUUUUCAAGGAGGCUUGGCUUACAUAUUUUUGGAGCAGAGCCAAAGCUAAUGGUAUAGAGGAGGCCAUUGCUAAAGAACGACUGCAGUUUUGGAUUAACCGCCGGGGGCACUCGCCGAGUUCCCAUGAUGCUGUUGAUGUCGAGCAAGGUUUGAUGGAGCUGAGGAAGCUAGGGAUAGAACAUCGGCUAUGGGAAGCAUGUCGCAAAGAAACCGAGCAAGACUCUUCCACUAACAUCACACAAAAAUCUGCUGCAUAAUAAGGGCUCUGGCCUGAGAUGUCUAUAUUUGCUUAGUACAAAUUUUUUCUUCUGGUUGGAAGAUAUGAGAAUCUAUACUUAAAAUUCUUUGUGAUGUAUGGCCUCUGGUUUUGUAGUCCAGAACAGUAACACGAUACCAAAACCAAACCAAGGAGUAGGUGCCCUCCCUUCCCUGUGAGGGAAAAAUGUAGAUGUCAAUUUUAACUGACAGUUGAAAUUGCAUGUUUUAGAUUAAAGAUUCAUACAAUUCUGAUUUCAUGGAUGUACAAGCAAUAGCUAUUGACUUGUUCUUUUGUUCCU
This is a messenger RNA of Ricinus communis (castor bean), 2181 nucleotides long. Its product is annotated as coiled-coil domain-containing protein SCD2. NCBI's taxonomy places the organism in Eukaryota, Viridiplantae, Streptophyta, Magnoliopsida, Malpighiales, Euphorbiaceae. The coding region runs from base 193 to 1881 and encodes 562 amino acids. The record is from RefSeq and is a predicted model, not a curated record. Gene Ontology annotation, biological process: cytokinesis by cell plate formation. The transcript has 17 exons.